Mercurialis annua (annual mercury) is the source of this 1195-nucleotide messenger RNA. RefSeq names its product tubulin-folding cofactor B. Lineage: Eukaryota; Viridiplantae; Streptophyta; Magnoliopsida; Malpighiales; Euphorbiaceae. The record is from RefSeq and is a predicted model, not a curated record. Gene Ontology annotation, biological process: post-chaperonin tubulin folding pathway; tubulin complex assembly; cytoplasmic microtubule organization. The transcript is spliced from 9 exons. Gene Ontology annotation, cellular component: nucleus; cytoplasm; microtubule plus-end. Gene Ontology annotation, molecular function: microtubule plus-end binding; alpha-tubulin binding. The coding region runs from base 256 to 984 and encodes 242 amino acids.
AAACGCAUUUUGUUGAGGAAACAAGCAAGAACACCAAGUGAGGUUUUGGCAAAGAAGAAGUCGAGCGAGACCCAGAAAUCCCUCUGUUGCGGCAUUUAUUUUUACUCUGAUUCAGGAAUGUCACUGAGCUAAUUCGCAAGAAGAGUUACGGAAUGCUGAACAAUCAAAGAGUUCUGUAAACAGUUAACAGUCACAGCCUGACUUUGAUGUUAGACAUUUUUUUUUGAACUGUUUCAGAAGAAGAGUCAUAAAUAAAUGGGAUCAAAAUUGCAAAUAGAAGCAGAUGAUUCAGUGCUUUUGCGUGUUACUCACUCUAAUCUCAAGAGUUUCUCUGCUGAUGUUCGCUUCUCCCUUCAGUCUACGGUGGAAUCUGUGAAAGAUAAACUAUGGAAAAAAUGUGGCACAUCAGUUAAUUCAAUGUCUUUAGAGCUUUAUGAUGAUACCAAAUCCAAAAUUUGUGAUUUAAGUGAUGAUUCAAGACAUCUUGGUUUUUAUUCUCCUCUUGAUGGGUAUCGGAUACAUGUGAUAGAUCUUGAUCCUUCAUCAGUGACCUCAGGUGGGUGGCUUGAAGAUACUUCAUUAGUUGAGAAAUAUACUAUAUCCGACGAGGCCUAUGCGAAACGAGAUGGUACUUAUAGAAAAUUUAAGGAAAAAUUUGUUUCUCAAAAUCCAUCAGCUUUUCAGCCUAAGAUAGCUGAUAACUUUAUGGAAGACCUAUGUGCUAAUAUCAAGGUUGGAGAUAGAUGUGAAGUUGAACCAGGGGGGAAAAGAGGGGUUGUCAAAUUUGUUGGUCGAGCAGAAUCUCUUGCACCAGGCUUUUGGGUUGGAGUUCAAUAUGACGAACCAUUGGGAAAACAUGAUGGCUUGGUGAAAGGAGUACGCUACUUCGAUUGCCCUGCACUUCAUGGUGGAAUAGUCAGGCCUGACAAAGUAAAGGUUGGUGAUUAUCCAGAAAGGGAUCCCUUUGAAGAUGAAGAAAUAUGACUGCAGAUGCAAUUACGUAAUCUGUAUGUUCUUCAAUCCUGCAAUUUGAGCAUUAGAUUGAUCUUUUGAGUGCAAUUAAGCAAUCACAGAUUGAAAGUCAACAAUGUUUAAUCUAUAAAAUUGAGGGAGGAGUUUAUUAUCUAUUUUAUCUGAAUCCAUGGAUGAUGCCUCAGCUAUACAAGGUGAAUCCAAAUCCAAUUUAUUUUCCACA